Messenger RNA from Prorocentrum cordatum, 288 nucleotides. The record is from the annotation of a GenBank genome assembly. Lineage: Eukaryota; Dinophyceae; Prorocentrales; Prorocentraceae.
GAGGAGGAGGAGGAGCGGCGGGUCCCGAUCACGUGCCAGUUCGGCGGCGCGCUCCGUCGCCGAGUCGGGCCGCCUCGGCGCCCUGCUUCGGGGGAUCCGCGUUCUCUGCGGGCCCGUGGAGAAGGGGCGCCCACGCGCCGGGCAUUGACGGAUUCCUGCUGCAUGCUGCCGCCUCCCGACAGAAUGCCGGCGGCAAUCGCCGCUCCUGGUGUACCGUGGAUCUUGUGUCUGUGUGUCUUCACGACAAGAACCCUGGUCCCCAAGGCGUGGUCGCCGCGGAGCGUGUAG